AUGUUGGGCUGCAGACACUUCUUCGCAUCGACGCGACUGCUGUCUCACUCAUACCGCAACCAGGCGCUCGGACAUUCACAGUUCUUCGCCAUCGAAAGCAGCAGAAGCAUCCAUAUUCUUUCAUCCACCAUGGUUCGACGAAGUGCACGCGCUUCAGCAUCGAGUGCCAUCAGCUAUGCCGAGCCAGACCUCGAUGCCCCCACGGUUGAUGUCGCUGAGCUAGCUCCUCCUCCUAAACGCUCUCGAAAAGCAGUCAAGCAGCCAUCCGCCAGACCAGCUGUACCUGAUCCGACGGGCGACGCUACCACGAGGGUAAUAUCGCGCAAAGUUGCUCAAAAGAUCGUCAAGCAAGCGGCAUCACCCCCACCCACUCCACCGCGGAGCGAGUCAUCCGAUUUAUCCUCUGCAAGCGAAGACACCAAGCCUGUCAAGAAGAAGCGUGCCAAAGCGGCCAAGAAGGAAAAGGUCGAAACGCCAACCCACUUUGAGACGCGCGUCAACGUACACGGUGAGGAGUACCAGAUCGAGCUCGAUGAAGAUGGUGAUCCUGUCCGACGAGACAAGAAUGGACGUCGACUCGCGAAACGAAAGAAGAAGGACAUCGUCUACGAGAUUCCAGACGUACCCGAGCGUGAUUUCCGCCUGGAAGGCCCUCCCGAGAAGCGACAAGAGCGCAGUGGCGGUUUCAAAGGUGAGCUGGGCUACGCCUGUCUCAACACGGUCCUUCGAUGGCAAGAUCCAGCUGUCUUCUCAAGCCGCACCGCCCGCAUCAAGACUAUGGACGAGCAAGGUCCAGAGUACAUCAAAGAGCUUGGUCGUCUGAACUGCAGGGAUAUGAUCCCUAUGAUCCUUUGGAACGAAGAGAACAAUAUCAAGUUCAUGCGACUCUCCUCCGAGGUCUUUCCCUUUGCUUCGCACGAAAAGUACGGAUACUCGAUCAAAUAUGCUGAAAAGGAACUGCGCGCCGCUGGCGAUCUCGCUAACAAGCUCGGACAUCGUCUCACUAUGCACCCAGGUCAAUUCACCCAGCUCGGCAGCAACCGUCCAGAGGUGAUCGAAUCAAGCAUUCGCGAUCUGACGUCGCACUGUGAGAUGCUCGACCUUAUGGGUAUGGGCAAGGAUAGCGUCAUGAUCAUCCACGGUGGAGGCACUUUUGGCGAUCGACAGGCAACACUGGACCGAAUGCGCGAGACUUACACCACUCGCCUCUCUCAAAACAUCAAGGAUCGGCUAGUGCUCGAGAAUGACGAAAUGUCGUGGAGCGCAGAAGAGCUGCUCCCGCUCUGCAAAGAGCUUGAUAUCCCAAUGGUGUUCGACUUCCAUCACGACUUGCUUCGUCCUUCAGCGAGACCUCCCUCCGAACUCUUGCCCGAAAUUCAAGCCAUCUGGCACAAGAAGGGCAUCCGACCCAAGUAUCAUCUCUCCGAGCCGCGACCGGGUUCCUCGAAUCUGCGAGAGCGCCGAGCUCAUUCGGAUCGCUGUGGCUUCCUUCCGCCCGACCUGCCUGCUGAUGCGCAUCUCAUGAUCGAAGCAAAGGACAAAGAGCAAGCCGUACUCGAGCUCUACCGAAUCUACAACCUGCGUCCGGUCAAGCACGAAUCUCUUCGACCGCCUGCCAAAGACAUCGGUGUCAAGACCUCGGGUCGCAAGAGCAAGCUCGGCGGCGAGCGUCUUCCGCGCGAGCCUCGGAAGGGCAAGAAUAAGCAAGAUGCAGAGGAAGAUGAGGAGGUCGACGAAUCGCAACCAGCAUCGCCUGUCAAACUCAAUCCCAAGAGUUUGUCGAUCGCGGAGCGCGCUAUUGCCAAGUCAAAGGAAAUGGCAAAGCGUCUCGGCAAGGUGUACACUGGUCCAGGCGCUGAUGUGGGGGAAGACGAGGGUAUAGAGCUGGCGCCACCCGAGCCGAAGUUUGGUGAAGAGGGCUAUGUCAAGACGAGCGAGGAGGUUCUGCGCGAUAUGCUCAUGGAAGCCGACUGGGUCCGUGCAGAGCUACAGGCUGGCAGGGAGCGUCGACCGUUUGGCACCGAGCCAGGCGCAGCUGCAGACGAAGAUGCUGACGAUGCAGACAAUGUCGACGAAGACGGUGUCGCUGCGGACGAUGGGGAUGUCAAGCCCAAGAAGAGUGGAAAGAAGGCGGUAAAGCCCAAAGUGGAGGCGAAGGCCCCAGCAUUGACUGCUCCGCAGAAGAAGCGUGCGAAAGCGGCGAUGGUCGACAAUGGUCAGAAGGUGGUGCUCGCUCAGGGUGCACCACCGCAGGAGUUGAUUGCUGACCACGAGACAAUCCCGGUACAGGCGGCUGGUGGCAAGAGGCGGAGGAAGAAGAGUGAUAUGUAG
Pseudozyma hubeiensis SY62 is the source of this 2331-nucleotide messenger RNA. RefSeq lists its product as hypothetical. Lineage: Eukaryota; Fungi; Basidiomycota; Ustilaginomycetes; Ustilaginales; Ustilaginaceae. Gene Ontology annotation, molecular function: endonuclease activity. The record is from RefSeq and is a predicted model, not a curated record. Bases 1 to 2331 code for a protein of 776 amino acids. The transcript has a single exon. Gene Ontology annotation, cellular component: mitochondrion; nucleus. Gene Ontology annotation, biological process: response to UV; nucleotide-excision repair; mitochondrial DNA repair.